Molecule: messenger RNA, 2237 nt
Organism: Actinia tenebrosa (Australian red waratah sea anemone)
Lineage: Eukaryota; Metazoa; Cnidaria; Anthozoa; Actiniaria; Actiniidae
Product: phenylalanine--tRNA ligase beta subunit
Biological process (GO): phenylalanyl-tRNA aminoacylation
Cellular component (GO): cytoplasm; phenylalanine-tRNA ligase complex
Molecular function (GO): magnesium ion binding; ATP binding; phenylalanine-tRNA ligase activity
Source: RefSeq, a predicted model, not a curated record
CAAAUGAAGAAUUUGAUCAAUUAUGCUUUGAUUUUGGACUAGAGUUAGAUGAUGUGGUUGUUGAAACAAUUGAAGAAGAAGGUCAAAAGCCACGGGAUGUGGAAAUUUAUAAGAUUGAUAUUCCUGCCAACAGGUAUGACCUGCUUUGUCUUGAGGGACUAACAAGGGGAAUAUUAGUCUUCCUGAACAAAAUGCAAGCACCGAGAUACAAAGCUAUCAAGCCUGAAGGCAAAAUGGAAAGGCUGAGAAUCUCUAAAAGUACUGCUCAAGUCAGACCACAUUGUGUUGCUGCUCUUCUGAGGAAUAUCACUUUUACAAAGACAAGUUACGAUAGUUUUAUCGACCUUCAAGACAAACUCCACCAUAACCUGUGUAGACGCAGAACACUGGUUGCCAUAGGAACACAUGAUUAUGAUACCUUGAAGGGUCCAUUCUUGUACGAUGCUAGACCUCCUAAGGAUAUUAAAUUUAAACCUCUUAGUCAGACUAAAGAAUACACUGCAGUUGAACUUAUGGACCUCUAUGCUGAGCUGAAAUAUCGAGAAGAGGUAGUGCCGACAGAAGAGAUAAACAAGAAGAUAGGAAUAAAGGAAACUCCAGAGAAUCUGGCCAAGAUGUUGACGAGGAUGUGUCUCGUAAGCGAGGUAGUGGAAGGUGGCAAAGGUAUUAAAGUCGAGAUUCCUCCAACAAGAGCUGAUGUCAUCCACGCGUGCGAUAUCAUAGAAGACGCAGCCAUUGCUUAUGGUUUUAACAACAUCGUCAAAACCGUACCAUCUACACUCACCAUUGCAAACCAGUUCAAGCUGAACACUGUGUGUGACUUGUUGAAACAAGAAAUCGCGCAGGCAGGAUUCACAGAGGUUUUAACGUUCGCGUUGUGUUCACGUGAUGACAUAUCAGAAAAGCUCAAGAAGCCCUUGAAUGAGACACGUGCUAUUCACAUAGGAAACCCAAAGACUCAGGAAUUCCAGGUUGCCAGGACGACGUUGUUACCAGGGUUACUAAAAACCAUCUGCUCUAACAAGAAAAUGCCAUUACCCAUAAGGCUGUUCGAGAUGUCUGAUGUCGUUUACAAAGAUGACAAGAAAGAUGUCGGAGCGAGAAACAACAGACGCUUCUGCGCAGUAAACUACAACAAAACGCCAGGUUUCGAGGUUAUCCAUGGCCUGUUGGAUCGUACCAUGCAGUUAUUGGAGAUCAAGCCAACAGCCGACAAAACUAAAGAUCCUCAGCAAGGAUACCAUCUGAAGCAGCAUAAUGAUUCCACUUUUUUCCCUGGUCGAUGUGGUGAGGUGAUUGUCAAUGGGAAACCCGUUGGCAUUGUGGGUGUUUUGCAUCCUGACGUCAUCAGUAGGUUUGACCUUAACUUGCCAUGCGCAGCUCUAGAGAUUGAUAUCGAGGCUCUGAUCUAGGCUUCCCUCUCUUGAGCCUUGUCAAUAAUGGCAAUCAUGUUGUAUUGAUAAAACAAUAUAAACCUCUGUUGAUAUUAGGAUUUAAUAAUUAUCGAAUAGGCCGAGGAGGUUUCGGUUCUCCAUAAAAUCAACAUAAACCUAUAGUUUUCUUUCUUUCAAUAGACGACUUGCACUAACAGGUCACGUGACCCUACCUCCCUUAAAACGAGCAGUUGUGUGAAAACUAACUUUAGAAAUGAAAAGAACUGCUCAACAUUAGUGAGGAGGCGAAGUUUCAGCUCAUAAAGUUGACUAUAGGAUAAAUGGCAUUGAAUAUAAAAUGAAAUAUUUUAUAGGGAUUGGUAUGGGAAAAUGUGCUGUAUGGCAAAUCCUGGCAAAAUAUUCCAUUUUAUAUUUAAUGCCAUUUCUCCUUUUUCACUUGUUAUGAGCUAAAACUCCGCCACCCUACUAAUGUCGAGGUGCUCUUUUCAUUCCGGAUGUGCAUUUUGAAACAGCUGGUCGUUUUAAGGGACGUAGGGUCACGUGACCCGUCUAUUUCUCAUUUUAAGAAUUUUUAACACUAGCGUAGGAUUUUUUUUUUCAGUUAUAAAAAAGAUGUAAAAGUCUCAUUGAAUCUGUAAGCAUUUCAUCAAUCAAAACAGAAAUCCUUUUUAUUUUCUGAGCUAAAGAUACGGAUUGCAGCUCGAAAAUGACCUAUUGACAAACUAGGCGCAAUGAUUUCAUUACUAACUUUUUCUCAGUUCUGACUGUAAUGGACGUGCUUGUCUUCGCGCAUGUUAACUGUAUUUAAUAAGACAUAAAUACGAAUAAAAGAUCACGUAUUUA